Molecule: messenger RNA, 483 nt
Organism: Cynocephalus volans (Philippine flying lemur)
Lineage: Eukaryota; Metazoa; Chordata; Mammalia; Dermoptera; Cynocephalidae
Gene: CHRNA5
Product: cholinergic receptor nicotinic alpha 5 subunit
Exons: 6
Coding region: 1-483 (160 amino acids)
Biological process (GO): response to nicotine; nervous system process; synaptic transmission, cholinergic
Cellular component (GO): postsynaptic membrane; synapse; neuron projection
Molecular function (GO): acetylcholine-gated monoatomic cation-selective channel activity; acetylcholine receptor activity
Source: RefSeq, a predicted model, not a curated record
AUGGCGGCGCGGGGGUCCGGGCUCCGUCCGCUCCGCCUCCUCCUCCUGCUUCAGCUGGUCGCGGGCCCCUGGGGUCCCGCCGGCGCAGGGGGCGACGCGCCGGGAGGAUUGUCUGAACCAUCCUUUGUUGCAAAACAUGAAGAUAGUUUGUUUAAGGAUUUAUUUCAAGACUACGAAAGAUGGGUUCGUCCUGUGGAACACCUGAAUGACAAAAUAAAAAUAAAGUUUGGCCUUGCAAUAUCUCAAUUAGUGGACGUGGAUGAGAAAAAUCAGUUAAUGACAACAAAUGUCUGGUUGAAACAGGAAUGGAUAGAUGUAAAAUUAAAAUGGAACCCUGACGACUAUGGUGGAAUAAAAGUUAUACGUGUCCCUUCAGACUCUCUCUGGACCCCAGACAUUGUUUUGUUUGACAAUGCCGAUGGUCGAUUUGAAGGGACCAGUACGAAAGCAGUCGUCAGGUUGUUGAAGAUUGGAAAUUCAUAG